AUGACAUGCGUCCAUAACGCAUGGAAGGCCGAAUACCACCAAAAAUGUGACAGAAAUCAUCCAGCCAACGAAUGGGCUGACCGCGUACCAUUUGACUUGGGUGAUAUAGGCGUGUUUGACCAUGCAUACAGACUUUCCAAUGAGGUUUUCACUCAGGACAUGGCAAAAGGUUCCCGGCAAAAAGAUUCAGAAAUUUCUUCCCUGCUGAGCUGUUUUCUUUGUGGAACACUUUCUCCCAUACCAGUCAACAACAUUAAAAGCGAAAUGCGGGUGGAUGUUGUGAAAAACCCAGCAGCCAUGCCGAUUCUGCACCCAGUGAAACGCAGAAUAGACACAGAAGUUAAGUCCUACCGUGGACCAUGUCAGGACAUUACCAAUGUCACAGCCGAGUUUUGCAGUCCACCAAAGAGGGCUAAAAAUGCUCCCAUGACAGUAACAAGCAAAGAGAUGGCAGCAUUCUUCAGACUCUUUGAUGAUACCCUGAUUCAAGAUUUCCUCUGGAUGGACAGUUGUGCGAGGGUAGCAGACAAGUAUCUUCUUGCAAUGGUGUUUGCAUAUUUCAAGAGAGCAAACUACACAACCAAGCAGUACACAAGAAUAAACUUCUUUGUUGCCCUAUACCUUGCAAAUGACAUGGAAGAAGAUGAAGAGGAAAGCAAGUAUGAGAUAUUCCCUUGGGCUCUCGGCCUCGCAUGGAGAGAUAAGUAUCCACACUUCCUGAAGAAGAGAGACAAAAUGUUAAGGACCAUUGACUACAGAGCAGCUGUGAGUCGAAAAUGCUGUGAAGAGCUGAUGGCCAUAUCUCCUGAUCAUGUCAUCUGGUUAAGAGAGCGUCCAUUACACCAUUCCGGUGCCAUCAGGCAAUAUGACAACAACCUCAACAGUGAGGAUGACAAUGAUGAGACGUGCCCCCGAGGUCCAGGCUUGUCCCCUGUCCAUUGCGAGCUGUGUGCUGAGAGUGGAAGCUUUGCCUACUGUUCCCCUAGUUCCAUCAUGACUGGGAGCCCAUGUCAUCUGUAUCUGUCAUCGUGUACUAACACAUCCACUGAUAGUCUAGAAGAGCCACCAUCCCACUUCACACCCAGCAGAUUUGAUAUGCAUGGUUUAAAGAGCACCUUGCAGGAUGUCCCAUAUGAUGCUUCUUACUUUUGGGGGUGAGAAAAACAAAAGUUGCUUUAUACUUAAAAUGUUAAAAAUCAACAUCGUUUCACAGUAUAUUUUAUCUGAAAUAAUUAUGAGAAGUUUUAAAGAAGAGAGUGUAAGUAUUAUGAGCUAUUAUUCAGAGAGCCAGUUCAUAUAUACAUUUUAAUUUAACCCCUUUUAUUUUAACAAAAUCUUGGAACUGAUGUUCAUAUUUUGUCAAAUUUGUUUCUUAGAAAUUAAGGAAUAGUUCAUAAAUCUUACCUUUUGUUGUAGUUGGGAAUGGCAUGGAACUUAACUAAUUUAUGAAAUAUAGUUCAAUUAAGUUUGAGAUGUGUAUAUAUUUAUUGUGUUAUUUACUAUUUCAACCUAUUUAAAAACCUUGCCUUAACCAAUAUUUAUUUGUAUAUACUGUAUUGUGAUUUGUUGUUAUUUAUUUAUUGUAUUACAAAAAUGAUACACAUCUUUAUUUAAAUGAAGUUUAUAAGAUAUCCAAAUCAUAUAAAUUUGUCUAACCAAAGAAAACUUGAAGAUUUGUUUAAUACAAGAAAGAUUAUACAAAAUACAAAACAAGCAUGGUUGAAAAAAAGAAAACAUUUAGAUUUUUACACUCGGUAAUAUGCAGUUGCGUGAAUUCAAAUUGAUUUAUAAAUAUUCAACAAAAGUAUUGAAAAUUGGUUUUAAUAUUUAAUCACUACAUAUUGUAUAUAAAAUAAAACUCUAUAAGUUAUGAUUUAAAAUUAAAAACAAAAACAGAAAGGACUCUUACUGGAUAGUUAUUAAAACAGAUACGCAAACAAGUUUGGAUGCCAGGGUUUUAAGGGGUCUGACCCAAUGUGGGGUCAAGCUGGCCCUAAAACUGGUUACAGUUAGAUAAGUGAACUUGGAUUCUACUUCAGCUUGACCCAUGUUCUGGGUCAUUUGCACAGAGAUUCUGUGCCAUACUGACCCUGAUUUGGUCAGUAUGACAGGAGUCAUACUGACCUGAAAUGGAUCGGUAUGACAGGACCUGGAAUCCAGGUCAAGUCUGAAUCCAGGGGUGGAUUUAACAAA
Molecule: messenger RNA, 2193 nt
Organism: Asterias rubens (European starfish)
Lineage: Eukaryota; Metazoa; Echinodermata; Asteroidea; Forcipulatida; Asteriidae
Product: speedy protein A-like
Exons: 8
Coding region: 1-1158 (385 amino acids)
Biological process (GO): positive regulation of cyclin-dependent protein serine/threonine kinase activity
Molecular function (GO): protein kinase binding
Source: RefSeq, a predicted model, not a curated record